ACAAGCUAUUGCUUACGUGCUGCUUCAUCUUUAUCCUCGUCUCUGUUCGUCAUCUCCAUCUCCCUUACCGAUCCGAUCGUCAAGCAAGCUAAGCCACCCUGACAUGGCAUCUUCACCCCCCUCCUCCGCCUCGCUACGGCAGAGGCCAGCCGCCGCGGCGGCGACGCCCGAUCAGCAGCACGAGCCACCACGUCUCGAAGACGGCCUCCUCCCGAACCAAGGCGGAUCCCCGGCGACAUCGGCGCUGUCCCAGGCGCUGUCCUCCACGGCAAACCUGGCCAACCUGCUCCCGACCGGCACGCUGCUGGCCUUCAACCUGCUGGCGCCGACGUUCACGAACCACGGCGCGUGCGACGCCACCACGUCGCUCCUCACGCGGGGCCUCCUGGCGCUCCUCGCCCUCGCCAGCGCGCUGGCCUGCUUCACCGACUCCCUCAAGUCCCCGCACGACGGCCGCGUCUACUACGGCGUCGCCACCCGCACGGGCCUCUGGCUCAUCGACUACCCGCCGGGCGCGCCGCCGCUGCCCGAGGGUGCCACCGGGCGCUACAGGCUCGCGUUCAUCGACUUCGUGCACGCCGCGCUGUCCGCCGCCGUCUUCGGGGUCGUCGCCGCCAGGGACAGGGACGUCGUCGUCUGCCUGUACGGGCCCACGCCGGACAGGGCCACGCAGGACCUGCUCGACGUUCUGCCGCUCGGCGUUGGCGUGCUCUGCAGCCUCCUCUUCGUCGCCUUCCCAACCACCAGGCACGGCAUCGGAUACCCCGUCGUCGCCAAUGCCGUCGCCGCAGCCACCGCCACUUCCUCCUAACAAUAGUUUAAUUUAAUUUAAUUUCUUCGAGGCUUUAAUGCCUUAAUGUAACUGCGUUCGUAUGUACUAUUCAUAUUUUUUUUCAUCAAUCAAAACGACAACAACACACGUUCA
Messenger RNA from Zea mays, 925 nucleotides. Its product is annotated as DUF679 domain membrane protein 7. The record is from RefSeq and is marked provisional. Gene Ontology annotation, biological process: endomembrane system organization. NCBI's taxonomy places the organism in Eukaryota, Viridiplantae, Streptophyta, Magnoliopsida, Poales, Poaceae. The transcript has a single exon. Bases 104 to 811 code for a protein of 235 amino acids.